CCCCCCCCCCCAGCCUUAUACCGAUCAGACCAACUCCCGCCGACGACGACGCCGGCCGAACCGCAUCCUCCGGAAUCUCGACCACGACAUCCACAAACCCAUACACACCCGCUUUUCGAGCAGCCGUAACCUUUUUGCAACCUGCGUAAGAAAUAGAUACUACGCAGCGCACCGAGUGCCCCAACAAACCGUCCCGCGACGGUAGCCGACUUAGCUAUCCUACCUACGCAUCCCAUUAGACAACCAACACACGCAAUCAUGGAGGAGGAGCGCCUCUGGAAGUUCCGCAAGCCGGAAUGGCUGAACAGCGUCUGGGCACGUAACUUUGGCGUCUACGGCGCCGGAGCUUUGUUCUCCAUCGCAUUUUACGUCAUGCUCGACUCGGCCGUCUGGUCCAAGUCGGCCAAGAACGGCUCCGACACGCACAUCAACUUCGUCGACUGGCUGCCCCUUAUCUUCUCGUCGUUGGGCAUGCUCAUCAUCAACUCGGUCGAAAAGGCGCGCCUCUCGGCGGACAGCUUCUCAUACAGCGGCAACGGUGUGGCGUGGAAGGCGCGCGUCGUGCUGUUCCUCGGCUUUGCAGCACUCGCGGGCGGCAUGGCGGGCGGCGUCACCGUCUUCGUGCUCAAGUUCGUCGUCCGAGACGUCGAGAUGCCGGCGCUUGGGAUGGGCAUUGAGAACGUCGUGGCCAACGCGCUGGUCGGGCUGAGCAGCGUCGUGCUCUGGGUCAGCCAGAACAUGGAGGACGAGUACAGCUACAACCUCGCUCUGUAAAGGGGUCCGUUUGUGGCUUGUAGGAAGUUCGGUCCACGUGGAGAAACCGGAGACGCAUCAGGACUUAGGGCGAUGACAGGAUGGUUUUGAAGGUGGAGAUGGUGGAGAGACCGAAGGAUUCGGGUCGACAAGCGGCGGAUGUGUAAACCACAAGACUAGGACUCCGAGGCGUAUGGGUUUGACGUUGGCGGCAUGGUAAUAGUCUACAGUUCUCAUGUGAGCCUUCUUUUGGAAUAUUCUGCCUGUUUCUUUGUUUCCCUUUUACCUUGAUGCUCUGCUACAAGCCAACGGCUUCUGCCUCUCCCAGAAACGGCACUGCCAUCUGCAGCAAAGUCGUCAUUUAGACGAGCUCCAACAACAGGAUCGAUCUUGCCGUGAGCUCGGUGCGUCAAUGGCAAGGAACUCUCGGUAU
Molecule: messenger RNA, 1186 nt
Organism: Colletotrichum destructivum
Lineage: Eukaryota; Fungi; Ascomycota; Sordariomycetes; Glomerellales; Glomerellaceae
Exons: 2
Coding region: 259-774 (171 amino acids)
Biological process (GO): late endosome to vacuole transport via multivesicular body sorting pathway; protein targeting to vacuole
Cellular component (GO): Vps55/Vps68 complex; fungal-type vacuole membrane
Source: RefSeq, a predicted model, not a curated record